AUGUCCUUGGUGGACCUAGGGAAGAGGUUGUUAGAAGCGGCUCGCAAGGGCGAAGAUGACGAAGUGCGCAAGCUGAUGGCGAGCGGCGCCCCCUUCACCACCGACUGGCUGGGGACGUCCCCUCUGCACCUUGCUGCCCAGUACGGCCACUACUCGACGGCAGAAGUGCUGCUCCGCGCUGGCGUUAGCAGAGAUGCCCGGACCAAAGUGGACCGGACGCCGCUGCACAUGGCUGCGGCCGACGGCCACGCUCGUAUUGUAGAGCUGCUAAUUAGGAACGGGGCUGACGUAAAUGCCAAGGAUAUGUUGAAAAUGACAGCUUUGCACUGGGCCACGGAGCACAACCACCGAGACGUCGUGGAGCUGCUUAUCAAAUACGGAGCUGACGUCCACGCUUUCAGCAAGUUUGAUAAAUCCGCUUUCGAUAUCGCGUUGGAUAAGAACAAUCCAGAGACCCUGGUGAUGCUCCAGGAAGCGAUGCAGAACCAGGUGAACGCUCAUCCAGAGGGGACCAAUCCCAUCGCCAACACUGUGACUCUCGCCUCGCCGUUUCUCCUUGCGCCAGGGGAAGUUCUCGAUCUCGCCGGGCUCGUCUCUUCAGCAAACGCCAAACCAACCUCAG
Mesitornis unicolor (brown roatelo) is the source of this 622-nucleotide messenger RNA. It is a transcript of the gene GABPB2, whose product is annotated as GA binding protein transcription factor, beta subunit 2. The transcript has 4 exons. The annotation marks the transcript as partial. Gene Ontology annotation, molecular function: protein binding; transcription cis-regulatory region binding. The record is from RefSeq and is a predicted model, not a curated record. Lineage: Eukaryota; Metazoa; Chordata; Aves; Mesitornithiformes; Mesitornithidae. Gene Ontology annotation, biological process: positive regulation of transcription by RNA polymerase II. Gene Ontology annotation, cellular component: nucleus.